Exserohilum turcica Et28A is the source of this 1271-nucleotide messenger RNA. RefSeq lists its product as uncharacterized. The transcript has 7 exons. Gene Ontology annotation, cellular component: phagophore assembly site. Lineage: Eukaryota; Fungi; Ascomycota; Dothideomycetes; Pleosporales; Pleosporaceae. Bases 1 to 1260 code for a protein of 419 amino acids. Gene Ontology annotation, biological process: autophagosome assembly. The record is from RefSeq and is a predicted model, not a curated record.
AUGGCUUCGGUCCAGUUUACAGCACUCAUACGCCUCCCGUUCAUACGCGGUGACUUUGGAGAUCCGCCACAGGCACAAUGGGAUGCGGAGAAAGACCGCCAGCUCUGGAAAGUGAUUUCCAAGUCGUCAAAGACUAGCGACCUGAACUGGGUCGAGUUAGCGGACAAGUUUCAGGUUCCGCCAACCUUUCUCCUGCAGCAGGCAGCAUGGCUGUACGAACGGCAUCUUGAUCAUGUUCGGAAUCAGAUGAAGAAGGUCAGCAUCUCGAAUGCAAAUCCAUCGCCAUCUCCAACAGGUGGCAGCUCCAUGGCUCCUGUUGGGGGCAUUGCCAUGCGAAGGGGCGGCAGCUCUGGGUCUGGAGCUGGAAGGACACCAACUGCGCUAUCUGGGCGUCCAAAAGAUAGCCCAAGUUUACGUGGCGGAGAGGUUAUCACUCCUGCGCCUUCUCUCUCCCGAACACCCUCUACAACCACAAUCACACAGUCUCGAGCACAUGUUCCAGCGCCUGCUCGGACACUGUCAACUCGGUCUACUCAGCGCCCCAACUUGACCAGCCGCAAGUCGGAGGAACGAGGUCAAGCUUCAAAUGCACCUCCGCCGAGUUACCGAAAUGAUGAAGAUGCUUCGCCAUAUGUUCUAGAUUCGUCAUCCUCAAGCUCAUCUUCCAUCUCGGAUACUGACCACCCAGCACACCGAAGUCAACUAUUCAAGAGACCUCCUCGUUUCCUGCAGAAGCGCCCUCGGGAUCUCUCUACUUUUGAUGAAGCUGAUGCCGCGCAAGAGUUUGAUGAAUCAGGCUCGCAAGAAACGAGUCUUCCGUUUGCAUCUGCAGCGAGAAGACAGCCAAGCAGUAGCAAAUAUGUGCAGGAUGAACAAAUCCACACUGGCAACAAACCAGGCCAAAAGGGUCUACAUCCUCACCGAGCCACAACCGAUACGCCAACGCGACAGAAGUCGAUUGACGUACAGUCGGUUACCACUGAGACAGCAUCGUCCAUGACCAGCUCAGGCGGUCCUCCAGCAGCCAAGAGUCCUCUGAGCCCGACUUCUGACCACCGCGCAGCAUUAGGUCGGCUUGGUAGCCCGCGACAUGCUGGACUGCGAUCCAGGAAAGAAGGCAGUGAAGGCACUCCGAGCAUGGGAAGCAGUUUCAGCGACAUUGAUGAUGCUGGUAUUAGUCAGUCGGCUCUCGAGGAAGCGCUGUUGAGUAACAUGCAACAUGGAAGAAUGAGCACGCUGAGUCGUAUGUCGAAGUGGUAGCGACGCAAUCU